Messenger RNA from Larimichthys crocea (large yellow croaker), 5532 nucleotides. RefSeq names its product SAC1 like phosphatidylinositide phosphatase a (gene sacm1la). NCBI's taxonomy places the organism in Eukaryota, Metazoa, Chordata, Actinopteri, Sciaenidae. Gene Ontology annotation, biological process: phosphatidylinositol dephosphorylation. The record is from RefSeq and is a predicted model, not a curated record. Gene Ontology annotation, molecular function: phosphatidylinositol-4-phosphate phosphatase activity. The transcript is spliced from 20 exons. Gene Ontology annotation, cellular component: endoplasmic reticulum. Bases 82 to 1839 code for a protein of 585 amino acids.
CGGCUCGUCCACGGACGCCACACCACUAGUCAACCCACUCUCACUGCUGUCGUCAUUGAGGUCAGGUAGACGAGAGCGAAGAUGGCGACCGCCUACGAGAGAUACAAUUUGCACACAACCCCGGAGAAGUUCUUCAUCGAGGCCUGCGAUGAGGGGGCUGAUGCCGUGCUGGCAAUCGACCGGGUCUCGAACGAGAUGACCCUAACAGGUAAAAAAGAUGUCCCUCCCUCGGCGGUCACCAGGCCUAUAUGUGGCAUCAUGGGAACCAUUCGCCUGGUAGCAGGGAUGUACCUGAUCGUCAUCACCAGGAAGAGGAACGUGGGCAGCCUCAUGGGCCACGCGGUGUGGAAGGCCGUGGACUUUGACGUGAUCUCGUAUAAGAAGACGGUGCUGCAUCUCUCAGAGAUCCAGUCUCAGGAGAAUAAGACUUUCCUGUCCAUGCUCAACAAUGUGCUGACUACAGACGGCUUCUACUUCUGCACCGACUUUGACCUGACGCACACUCUGCAGCGAUUGGCCAACACCAGCCCCGACUUCCAGGAGAUGAGCCUGCUGGAGAGGGCAGAUCAGCGGUUUGUGUGGAACGGGAACCUCCUGAGAGAACUGGCUGCACAGCCAGAGCUUCAUAAGUUUGCACUCCCUGUUGUCCAUGGAUUCAUCGUCAUGAAGCCGUGUCGUAUAAACGGGAAGAUCUUUGAGUGGAUCCUCAUAUCCAGAAGAAGCUGCUUCCGGGCCGGCGUCAGAUACUACGUUAGAGGCAUCGACUCUGAAGGCCAUGCUGCUAACUUUGUGGAGACCGAGCAGUUAGUUUUGUACGAGGGAGCGAAGGCUUCAUUUGUACAGACACGAGGCUCCAUGCCCUUUUACUGGAGCCAGAGACCCAACCUCAAAUACAAACCCAAGCCUAUAAUCAGCAAAACCAAUCACAUGGAUGGUUUCCAGCGGCAUUUCGACUCUCAGCUUCUCAUUUACGGGAAGCAAACUAUUCUGAACCUGGUGAAUCAAAAAGGCUCAGAGAAGCCUCUAGAACAGGCCUUUGCCAAGAUGGUAUCUGGCAUGAACAAUGGUAUGCUCAAUUACAUAGCCUUCGACUUCCACAAAGAGUGCAGCCACAUGAGAUGGGACCGUCUCCAGAUCCUGGUGGACGCUGUCGCCGAGACACAAGACGAGUACAGUUACUUCAUGGUGAACUCGGAGGACAAGACGGUGGCCCAGCAGAGAGGAGUCUUCCGCAGUAACUGCAUGGACUGCCUGGACAGGACCAACGUCAUCCAGAGCCUGCUGGCCCGACGCUCCUUACAGUCUCAGCUUCAGAGGAUGGGCGUUCUGAACGUGGGUCAGAGGAUCGAGGAGCAGGCCGAGUUCGAGAAGAUCUACAAGAACGCAUGGGCUGACAAUGCCAAUGCAUGCGCUGUGCAGUAUGCAGGAACCGGAGCUUUGAAAACAGACUUCACAAGGACGGGGAAGAGGACCAGGUGGGGGCUGCUGAUGGAUGGCUGGAACUCCAUGAUUCGCUACUACAAAAACAACUUCUCUGAUGGAUUCAGACAGGACUCCAUCGAUCUGUUUCUGGGUAACUUUGCUGUCGACGAGUCAGACGGACCGACUCCUCUCCGCGUGCAGAAGGACUGGAAGUUCCUCACACUGCCCAUCAUCAUGCUGGUGGCAUUUUCCAUGUGCAUCGUCUGUCUUCUCAUGGCUGGCGACACAUGGACAGAGACCCUGGCUUACGUGAUGUUCUGGGGGGCCGCCAGCGCGAUCACAGCCACUAUCAUCCUGUUUAACGGCCAAGACUUUGUGGACUCCCCCAAACUGGUUCACAAGGAGAAGAUGGACUGAGUGUGUGUGGGUAUGAGUGUGUGAGUGCGUGUGUGUGUGUGUGUGAGGAAAAUAAAACUGAGGAGUAGCUGAGCCCAGCAGGCUCCUAUACCUCGUCAUCUUCACAGACUUCCUCCCCAGGUCUGGACUCUAAUACUGAUCUGCUGCCUCUGUACUCGCCUGUUAAACACUGUUUGUUUGUCUGUCUUACUUGUUUUACCUUCUUCUGUUCUGUACUGCACACACUCCUUCACUUCAUGGUUUACAUUCCAUCUCCUGCAUCACUCAUACUGUAUCUUUAGGUUGGUUUUUGUUGGUGUUAUGUUGCCGGAGAGGAUCUGUGGCAUCAACCGGUUUAGUCUGUAGUAAAAAACAAAACAUAUAUAAACACUACUACUCAUUUUCUUAUCGCUUCCCAUUCUUACAAUUCUUACUUCAUUCAUGCACCUUUUUAGUUAAAGACACAAGCGCCGAGGCUGAUUAGACCAGUCAGGUCAAAGUCUACAUACCAGUAAAAGUAACCACACCCAAGCAGAAACUAACACAAGAGUGAUGUAAAGUGUAGUUUCCCGAAAAGGACUGAAACAGCCGUGGGGGUUGACGAUGGCUUCAAAGCUGCAAUUACAAACACGAUAUCUGACAUGUUGUCAAGUUGAAACUUGUUCGCAAACGUUCGGGGUUGGGCAGCUGAUGUACACGAGGUUCAGAGCUGAAGGAAGAUUAAAAAAAAAAGCUCUGCAGUGCCUCAGAGUUGGUGUCCCCAAAUCUCUGUGGGGUUGUCAAACGUAGUAAUUUGAGUCAUUAUUAAUAUAGAAAUGUUGAUUAGAUACUAGAUAAUAUUAAUUAACCCUAAACUGCCACACUCAAAGAUGAAUAUACAGAAUGUACGUGUUGAGUUUUGAAUGUAACAAGCCUUACAAACUUUCAUACGAUGAAAUAUAAAUAUCUGGCGAAUCUGUACGUAGCUGGAGUGAACGACAUGUCUUCCUUUUAGGCUAACUUGGGAGACUUAUCUGGUCAUUUUGCACUUUGGAGAACCGUGAAAACAACGUGUUGCUUUUCUAGCCCGGGUCCAGACCUCUGCGUCUUGUUCAGUGAUUCAAAUAAGUCUGAUACCGUGCUCGUUUAGCCAAUUUAGUGCUUUUUAAACAGGAUUAAGAGAGAAGAAGACAUCCGUCUACAUCUCUAUGCAGCUACUUGGCUUCAUCCAUGAAAAAUGGAAACAGAAAAGUCAACGCAGCUUCAUGAGAUCAAUACAGCCUCUGUAAGUUAUGUCUGUAAGUCGCCUCGCUGACUUUUUCUUCUGCAUCAUCAUGGAAAAACGCUCCUUAAACCUUGAAACAAAGUCUUUACAUGACCUGGAAAUGCUUUGCAGCACCACUUUCUAUCUAUAGCGUUGUGUUAGUGAUGAUCUUGUGAUUGUCCCUCAGUAGAAAGUGAUAUCUCAGAUCUCGUCUGUGUCAUUUUCAAUCAACACAGGAGCUGCAGUAACGGCUGGAAGCAGUUUAGCUACACUUUUUUCAUGAGAAUCAAAGAAAUAUCAGUUUAUGAGUCGACUUACAACAUCUUAACCCAACUACUUUUCAUGGAUGUAGCUAAGUACUUGACUAGAUAGUUAUGUUCUUAAAUUCCACUCACAAAAGUAAAGGUAGAUGUUUGUUUUUCUUUACCAUGGGAGCACAACACCAGACAAAUUUGAAAAUCAGAACAAAUCAGAGAUGCGAGCUGUUAUUCAGAGGUAUGCAACCAGGCUGAUUUGACACGACUGUGUAGCUUUAAAGCCUGUUCCUCUCAGCGUCUUUGGGUUGAUCCCUGUCAACAUGCAUAGUGUCUUUUUUUUGUUUGUUUUGAUAUUACGACUGGGACUAGAGCCAGAGUUUGAACAUUUCCAGUUCUACACAUUGUGGCUUUAAUUCUGACGUUCUCUGAAGACAUUAGUUUUUUUUUUUGUGGUUAUAUCGGGACUUCAAUGCCUCGUUAUGUUGAGUUAACUGACUCCAUGGUCUGUCAUUGAUCAUUCCUCUCAUUUGUAAAAAGAAAGAAAUAUGAAAACAGAAGCGGUGAAAGGAAGGUUUACGCAUAAUGUUACUGCUAUGACCACAAUUUGAUGUCUAUAUUACCUGAUAAAUCAUUGAAUUUCGUGUUAUGGCAGUCAUAAAAUGUUAUAGAAGCACCACAAAAACAGCAUACAGAGGCUCUCGGCUUCUGUUCAUACAGAUAUUUGGAGUUUCUGUUGCUCUGAUCGCUUCCCAAAAAAAAUUUUGGACCACUGACCUGGUUACAAACAGUUAACCUUUUUAAUAUAAUCAUUAAAGAUCCGACUUGGCUUUAAAACCUUUCUCUGACGUUUAAUUUAUGAUGUAUUCUAUAUUUUUUGGUCACCGUACUUUCUUUCUGUCCUGUGUAUGAUUUCACAUACGAGCUGUGCCGUGUUAGUUUUGGAUGACGUGUUUAAGAUCAUUCCUGCGAAACAUUAUCUCAUGUAACAGGUUUUACAAGCCAUCGGAUCAGUGAUCGAAUUAGUUUUAUGAACUAUUGUUGAAUUUAGUAUAAGAACAACUGUACUCUGAUCACGCUUGCUUCUCGAAGAUGUCUAAAAAUCUUGAUCUGUGUAACUUUGUGACGGUAACAGAUCAAGGUAACUUCUGUGAGCAGGACUUGUGUGUCUGGGAACAAGAUGGCAAGUUGUGCGUAAUAAUAAUAAUAAUAAUUGUUUGAAUCAAGAUGUGUGCACAAUAUCUGAAUAUCUUGUUUACACUAGAUAAUAACUUGUUGAUAUUAACUUGUGUGCACCGUCUUCUUUUUAAAAAAAUCAUCUUCAGGUACACUGUACUUGUUAGACAUGCAUCAUAUGGUCAGUAAAAGGAGUUGUUGUGGAGCUACAUUAAUGUUUGGACCUUGAGUUUCACACCCUUCAUGUGUCACAGUGCAGUGUAGGUGAAGUCCGUCUCAUCGACAUAACCUUGUAAUGCCUGUACUUUUUUAAAAUUUAGUCUUUACAGAUGCGAUUUGUGGGUGCGGGUGUUCGUUUCAGCAGUCGGCAGCACCUCCGUUGAAGUAUGUUUCAACAUGAAGGUUCCAGAUUCAUGUGAUCAUUAUAUCUCUACUGUGUAAUUUAUGCUUGUAAAGAUUUUAAAAAAUGGAGCCAAUGACAUGUUACUGUGACAUAAACCAUGCUCAACUCGAGGUGUUUUAUGAGAUUUUUAUGGUAUAACAUGACUUGCAAACUUCACUGCAUUCAUACUGUGGUCAGUAUGUGUGCAUACAACCUGCUUCACGCAGAUGUAAGUAGAGAAUGAGGUCAACAAACCAUUAAAUCAUCAUUCCUCUUUUAAAAAAUAAUCAAGUGUAUAAAAUGAAGCACUUACAACCUCUGUUAGCAGAUAUUGAGUUGUAAUUUGUGUCACAAGUUUGCAAAUGAUGUUACAGCCCUGUGCAGUACGGCUGAUGGUUUGUUUUGGGACGUUAUUGUCACGUAAUAGGAACAUUUGGGAUCGUAUAGCUGUGAAUGUUUUAUCAUUUUAAGGCUACAAACUAAAGUCUUAUCUGAGGCGAUGGAAGCCAGAAUCAGUUGUUCGUCUAGUUUGUGGUGGAACAUUGUAAAUUACUCUUCAGUGUUUUUCCUCUUCAGCGGUCUUCAGUGCUCUCCUUCCUGAGUCAGACUUUCAUCCAGUACUUUCUGUAAUUGUCAAUAAACUCUGGUGAACACACAAA